This is a messenger RNA of Monopterus albus (swamp eel), 4721 nucleotides long. It is a transcript of the gene egflam, whose product is annotated as EGF-like, fibronectin type III and laminin G domains. The transcript has 25 exons. Gene Ontology annotation, molecular function: calcium ion binding; protein binding. NCBI's taxonomy places the organism in Eukaryota, Metazoa, Chordata, Actinopteri, Synbranchiformes, Synbranchidae. Bases 456 to 3653 code for a protein of 1065 amino acids. The record is from RefSeq and is a predicted model, not a curated record.
CUAAAUGCCCCCACGUUCCGGCACUUCGUUGUCCAUCUCAUCUGCCGUCUAAGACGCGGACAUGAGCGUGACACCAUAUCGAAUUUCAUGCGUAAAAAUGAUCGUGCCCACCAUGCACUUGUGUUAGUGCUACGCGUUACGCGUGAACAACCCUCUCCAUCAUCUGUCAGCGCGCCUUAGGGGACACGAUGGCAGUCUAUCCGUCCUUAAGCGUGUCCAACCCACUGAUCUGUUGCAGACUGUAAUCUUAUCAGUGUCAAACCGUAACUACCCUUUCCUCUUGGGCAGAUCCUGUCUGUCUUCGGAUGGCUUUAGCUCCAAAACCUGGAUAAAACCGAUUUUUUAUGAGAGAAAACUUUUAUCAGAAGAAGCUUCAGUCACAUUUGUUACACGCGAAUUUGAAAGCGUGAUAAAAUGAACAUCUGACCGCUUUAAACGUUCGACCAGAAGAAGACAUGGAACCUGUAUUUAAAGAAAGGCGUCUUUUGUGCUUAGUUCUCUUUGCCGUAUCCACCACCAGCGUUUGCCUUUGUGCAAGAAGAUCAGAUGUUCGGAGAUCUGAUCGUCUGAGUCCUCCAUUAGACAUUCAGCUGGAGACAAUCAACUGCACCGCCUUCGGUGUGCAAUGGAAGAUGCCCCGGCGACAUGUUAGCACCAUCACUGGCUACAAGGUCUUCUAUACAGAAAUGAAGAAUGGCCGUCCAAUGGGAACAACAUCUUUGAUAGAGGUUCCUCUCAGCUUGGACAGGUUGACCACUGGGCAAUUUGACGGGCAAGCAAGUUUCGAUGUUGUUAUCUGUAGCCUAAAGGUGAACACUAAGUACAGAGUCCGAGUUGGCGCGUAUGGCUGGGCCGGGGAGGGCAGACCUAGCAUACCCAGAGACAUCAGCACUGCUUCACAUGAAACGUGCAUGCCACCAUCACCCCCCACUCAGCCUGUUGUAAUGGCUGUAUCUGACACGGAGCUGGCGUUGUCAUGGCAGCAAGGUGAAAGUGAGGGAAGCGCACCAAUUCUUCACUUCCUGGUGGCGUACAUCAGGCCAGAAAUGGACACAGAAUGGACGUAUAUUCGUGAGCCCAUUGAAACCAACUCCAUGGUUUUGAAGGGGUUAAUACCGGAAACAGAGUACCAGUUUGUUGUCAGGGCGGUCAAUGUGCACGGAGUCAGCCCACCCAGCCACAUCAACAACCCCGUGCGCACUCUUGGUGCAUCUGAUGUUGGCAGCGGUGAUUAUGGACGUUACAUCACAGAUUCCAGGCUCAAAGAUGAUGAUGGCUUCAACAUUGAUGACUCUGAUUAUGACCUUUUUGUUGAAGAGCCAUUCCCAGAUAUCAGUCAGGACAACAGGAAAUCCCAGCUCCGUUCCCACUCUGCGCCGCCAUCUGGUCGAAACGUUGUUUACCGUAUGAACACCAUUGCUCCUCUCAGUGUUACUGCCCCACCAGUGUUGUCCACCGCCUCAUCCGUCUUCCCAGAUGCCACAGAUCUGGUCUACUCAACCACUUCAGAGUCCAGUACCACCUUUGAGACGACAACUACUGCCCCACUUACUACUACCAGCAUCACUUUGCCCACCACUGCUGCCACCCCAACCAUGUCCCCCUGGAAAGAUGAAAUACCUCGUGUCUACGACCUGACCUGCGAGGACACUGUGUGUCCCCAAGACAGCUUGUGCCUCAGUGAUCACGACAGCGGAGGUUCGCGCUGCCACUGCAACCUGGGGCGAAGAGGGGACACUUGUUCUGAGGUGGUAUCAGUCAACUUUCCUAGGUUUUAUGGCUACUCUCACAUGACCUUUGAACCACUGAAAAACUCUUACCAGACCUUUCAGAUCACUUUGGAGUUUAAGGCGGACAAUGAGGACGGCUUGUUACUGUACUGUGGAGAGAAUGAACACGGCAGUGGAGACUUUACUUCUUUGGCUCUGGUUCGGGGCCAGCUGCACUACAGGUUUAAUUGUGGUACAGGAGCAGCUCAGGUCAUCAGUGAGAGUCAUAUUGUUCUUGGUCAGUGGCACACAGUAACUGUUUUCAGAGAUGGCAUGGGUGGCUGGCUCCGUAUGGACAACAACACCCCUGUAUCCGGACGCUCGCCGGGCCAAUACACUAAGAUCACUUUUCGCUCUGCGUUAUAUGUGGGUGGAUCCCCAAGUGCUUAUUGGCUGCUCAGGGCAACAGGGACAAACCGUGGCUUUGUUGGUUGCAUUCAGAGUCUGACCAUCAACAACAAAGCCAUAGACAUCAGACCAUGGCCUCAAGGCAAAGCUCUGAGUGGAGCUGAUAUAGGUGAGUGCAACAACAGCGUGUGCAACCAGGUCAGCUGUGCCAACGGCGGCAUCUGCCGUGCUAAUCAUGCUGACGGCUACAUCUGCCUGUGCCCACUUGGCUUCAGGGGAACCCUUUGUGAAGAGAGUUUUUCACUGUCAUCACCACUCUUCAAUGAGACAGUGUUUUCAUACGCUGUUAUCCCCUGGCCUCAGUCCUUUCAGAGUUAUUUGUCCUUCAUGGAGUUCGAGCUGACGUUUCGGCCGUCAAUGCCUGAUGGAACACUGCUGUAUAGUGAUGACACAGGCAGCGCAGACUUCCUGGCUAUAAACGUGGUCGACAGAUUUGUAGAGUUCAGAUUUGACUGCGGCUCUGGGGGAGCUGUCAUAAGGAGUGAAGAGCAGAUCAGUCUGGACACAUGGCACGAGCUGAGGGUAUCUCGCACGACAAAGAGUGGCAUCCUACAGGUAGACAGCCAGAGGCCAGUGGAAGGGAUUGCUGAGGGUGCUUUCACUCAGAUCAACUGUAGUUCACCUCUCUAUAUUGGUGGAGUACCAGAAUAUGAUAAAACCAAGAGGAUGGCAGGUGUAAAAAAGCCCUUUACUGGGAUUAUUCAGAAGCUGAUACUCAAUGACCGCACCAUCCCAAUAACAACUGGCUCCGCUGGCGGAGUUAAUGUAGCAAAUUCAGCACACCCAUGUGUGGAAAGCCCCUGCACCAAUGGAGGGACCUGCAAGCCAAAGUGGGAUGGAUAUGAGUGUGACUGCCCCCUAGGGUAUGAUGGGAGGCACUGCCAGAAAGAGUGUGGAAAUUACUGUUUGAACACUGUGACUGAAGCCAUUGAGAUCCCACAGUUCAUUGGCCGAAGCUACCUGACAUAUGACAACAGAGAUAUCCUUAAAAGGGUUUCUGGGUCCAGGACCAACCUUUUUAUGCGUUUUAAAAGCAUAUCUAAGGAUGGCUUGCUGCUGUGGCGAGGAGACAGUCCAAUGAGACCAAAUAGUGACUUCCUGUCUAUGGGACUUCAGAAUGGGGCACUUAUCUUCAGUUAUAACCUGGGCAGUGGUGCAGUUAACAUUGUUAUCAACGGGACCUUUAGCAAUGGAAAGUGGCACAAAGUCAAAGCUGUGAGGGAUGGCCAGUCAGGGAAGCUGACAGUCGAUGACUACGGAGCAAAAACAGCCAGGUCACCUGGCAAGAUGAGGCAACUCAAUAUCAAUGGACCCUUAUAUGUUGGUGGCAUGAAAGAAAUAGCUCUUCACACAAACAGACAGUACAUUGGUGGUUUGGUGGGCUGCGUGUCCCACUUCACACUCUCUACAGAUUAUCACUUGGCACUGGUGGAGGACGCCACUGACGGCAAGAACAUCAAUACCUGCUCUAACUAGGAAAAGGCUUCAACAGACGCAUGUUCACUUUAAACUGGAGUGAAUGCCAGAGCCUGCUGAUUUGUCAUCUUGAAACAGCAACGGCAGCACCAAAUUAAUGAAAACUAAUACAAUAUAAUUGCGGUCUACCAAUUCAAGUCUGGCAUGGUAUUAACUUGAACUGGAAAAAGACUAAAAACAAUUUUACUUUCAGUCACAAGAGUCAUUUAAAUGGCUCCUGUGUGCAGUGUUCAAAUCAGCUCUAACCCUUUGAGGUGUAAGGUUUGUUUUAACAUUAAUAACUUGAUGAACUGUUCUGAAAAAAAAAAAACAGUUUUGACACAUGGCAACAGCAAAUAUGACCACAGAGGGACUUACAAAACAGAACUACUCUUUGAAAGGAGAGAAAAAGCUUAGCAUUAGGGGUAGCAAGGGUCUCCGAGCAACCUUUCAAAAUACAUUUUUUCAUGGGAUGAUUCCAUUUGUAUAUUGAUUAUUUUCUACUGAAAAUCCUCAUUUGAUUGCUGGAAGAGCCAAGUGAUCCGAAGGAUCAAGAGUCAUCACAGGCUUUUUCAGGAAACUGAUCUAGAGCAGCUAGUAGAGAUAAAUGUCUUUGUAGAGGAUUUAGUUUUUGACCAUAGAGGAUUUCUGUUGUUUUUAUUGUUGUGGCAUUUGUAUUCUUUUUCGUGAUGUAUAUUAUAAGUCUGCAGACAACACUUUGUGAUGCCGGAUGGAUGUCAGUAUUUUUAAAAGUUGCUAGUUUUUAAGGGUGAAGAUGUCAGCUGUGCAAAAUAUGCAUUUCUUUUUGUCUUCUUUUAGUUUAUAUGCUCCUUCACGUGGAAUUUGCAGACGCUAGUCACAUGAAAGUCUGAUGUUGGCGCAGUAAAGCAGCCUAAAUCAUGGAGAAACUGUGUCACCAGACACAGACCAUAGUACUGUGGAUGUCAGCCUUUAAGUUGAGUUUAAAUUUGUAUGUCUUGUUUUUACAUCAGAAGAAAUUGAUAAUUUUUCUCAUAUGAACAUUAGAUGGCCUUAUUAAUUGAUCAUGCUUAAGUAUUUAUCCUUUAAAAGGUUUGUCUACAAAUGUUC